Messenger RNA from Necator americanus (New World hookworm), 216 nucleotides. RefSeq lists its product as uncharacterized. Bases 1 to 216 code for a protein of 71 amino acids. Lineage: Eukaryota; Metazoa; Nematoda; Chromadorea; Rhabditida; Ancylostomatidae. The record is from RefSeq and is a predicted model, not a curated record. The transcript has a single exon.
AUGUGGUUCAUGGGUGCAUGGCAUGGAAAGAAUCGACAUCUUGCUUCGCUGUCGAAAGCAGCCACAAGAAGUCGUUAUCGUUUCUUCGGUCACAUUAUGAGGAGGCUAGCAGGUCGCCUUGUUCAUUCUUCUUUGAAGAGCUCUUCUGAGUUCAAGAGGGAAGCCACAAUGGAACUUUUGGAGAGACGUGAUGAAGGAGCGCUUGAGAACAAUUAA